AUGUAUCCCACGGGUCCCCCGGCCGGCCCGGCCACACGCCGCGGCCGCCACCCCGCGCCCGGACGCUCCGCGCCGACGCCGCGGCCCCCCGCGCCCGCCCCGGCCCCCGCCUCGCGGCCCCGCGUGGCGGUGAAGAUGGCCUUCCGCAAGGCCUACUCCAUCAAGGACAAGCUGCAGGCCAUCGAGCGCGUCAAGGGCGGCGAGCGGCAAGCCAGCGUGUGCCGCGACUUCGGCGUGCCCGGCGGCACGCUGCGCGGCUGGCUCAAAGACGAGCCGAAGCUGCGCUGGUUCCUGGAGCAGCUGGGCGGCGAGGUGGGCACGCAGCGCAAGAAGAUGCGGCUGGCCAACGAGGAGGAGAUCGACCGCGCCGUGUACUCGUGGUUCCUGGCGCUGCGCCAGCACGGCGUGCCGCUGUCGGGGCCGCUCAUCCAGGCGCAGGCCGAGGCCUUCGCGCGCCAGAUCUACGGGCCCGAGUGCACCUUCAAGGCCAGCCACGGCUGGUUCUGGCGUUGGCAGAAGCGCCACGGCAUCUCCAGCCAGCGCAUCUACGGCGAGGCCGAGCCCCCGGCCGCCGGCCCCGCGCCCAGCCCGCCGGUCAAGCAGGAGCCCGCACAGACCCCAGGCGCCGGCCCCCUGCCCGGCCGCGCCCCGGCCCCGCCGCCCCCCGCCGAGGGCGGCUAUGGCGAUGAGCAGAUCUACAACGCCAACGUCACUGGUCUUUACUGGAAGUUGCUUCCGGAGCAGGCUGCACCCCUGGGCGCGGGGGGCUGUGGCCGGCGCUGGCGGGGCGACCGGGUGACGGUGCUGCUGGCCGCUAACCUGACUGGCAGCCACAAGCUGAAGCCGCUAGUCAUCGGGCAGCUGCCGGACCCGCCCAGCCUGCGCCACCACAACCAGGACAAGUUCCCGGCCUCCUACCGCUACAGCCCAGACGCCUGGCUCAGUCGCCCGCUGCUGCGGGGCUGGUUCUUCGAGGAGUUCGUUCCCGGCGUCAGGCGCUACUUACGUCGCAGCUGUCUGCAGCAGAAGGCUGUGCUGCUGGUCGCCCACCCGCCCUGCCCAAGCCCAGCCGCCAAGAUGCCUGCCCUGGAAGAGAGUGAGGAGAACCCCAGGCGGUUCCGACCUGAGCCCCUCAGCCCUCCAGAGGAGCUGCAGACCCCUGACGGGGCUGUGCGGGUGCUGUUCCUGUCCAAGGGCAGCAGCCGAGCGCACAUCCCUGCGCCACUGGAGCAGGGAGUGGUGGCUGCCUUCAAGCAGCUGUACAAGCGGGAGCUGCUUCGGCUGGCCGUGUCCUGCGCCGGGGCCUCCCCGCUGGACUUCAUGCGCAGCUUCAUGCUCAAGGACAUGCUCUACCUGGCCGGCCUCUCCUGGGACCUGGUGCAGGCUGGCAGCAUCGAACGCUGCUGGCUACUGGGCUUGCGGGCCGCCUUUGAGCCUCGGCCAGAGGAGGAGUGUGCUGGGCUACCAGCUGGCCAGGUUGAGGAGAAUGCUGAGCACAGCAGGGUGCUCAGCGACCUCACACAUCUGGCAGCCUUGGCCUACAAGCGCCUGGCCCCCGAGGAGGUGGCUGAGUGGCUGCACCUGGAUGAUGAUGGGGGCCUGCCUGAGGGCUGCAGAGAGGAGGCAGGCCCUGGCCGGCCUUCUUCCUUGGUCUCUGUGGCUCCUCCACCCUCUGGCAUCCUGUCUUCUGUCAUGGAGGGGGGAGAGGAGGAGGAGGAGGCUGCUGUGCCCACUGCUGGGGAAGCUGUUCGGGGUCUGGAGACAGCUCUUCGGUGGCUGGAGAGCCAGGACCCCCAGGAGGUGGGGCCUCUGAAGCUGGUGCAACUGCGGUCACUGAUCAGCACAGCCAGGAGGCUGGGGGGCAUUGGGCCCUCUCCUGUAGCCCCUGAUGAUGGGGUGUGACCAAGCCAGUCCUGUUGGCUCCCCAGGGGCCUUUGUCCUGCUGCACCUGGAGGGAGGGGACACACAGUUUCCCUCUGCCCUCCUCCCCUCCCCUGGAGUGGCCCACCCCAUGGCUAGGGGUUACAGGGAUCCCAGCCCCAGUAGGCUUGGAGGGGCUCUGUUGGAAGGGUCAUCCUGCUCCACUGGUCCCCCAGUCUCCUGGGAGGAGCUGGAAGAGAGGCCCUGGGCUCAUGCUCCUCCCUGAGCAAGCAGGUGGGGUCUGUGGUCUCAGCUAGGAGCCCUCCCACACACACUUGGUUUGCACACACCACAGCACUUAGCAGAGCACAGUGUGCUGUGUUCCUGACCUGGUCUCAUAGGGCUGUGGCCUCCAGCCGUUGCCACCCCUAACCUCCACUGUCAGCUUGCACUGAACAAGGGUCUUGUCCUCUUAUCCACCCUGAGCCCUGGUGUUGUGGUUUCUGUGCCACAACCACAGCCAUGGUUUCUCAGUGGGGAGGCACACCCCUCCGCUUUGUUUUUAUAGAAUUAAGUCAUUUUUACAGAUACUCUGGGGGAAGGGGAGCCUAGGCCCAGGCUUGAAGGAUGGCUCCAUGGGCUGGGAAGGGAGGGUGGUACCCAGCACUCAGGCCUCCUGAUGUUCUGGAUGCAUCGGGCAUAGAUUUCUGUUCCACUGAUACUUCUAAUUUUCCUUAAGAAAAUACAUUUUCUGAACAGCUUUCUUAUUCCAUGGGGUUGGCAUGCUGCUGGACAAGCUCCCUGGACUCUCCCAGCAGUCAUAGCCCACACUGUCCAGGGCCCAAGGCCACCCACCUACCUGAAGCAGGCCCCCUGACACUGACAGCCAUUCAGAACAAGUGCAGUGCCUUAGAGCCCCCAGCACCGCCCCUCCCUGGCACAGCCAAAGGCGUGGCUGAGCAGCUGCUUCCCCAGCCCAGGAAUUGGACUUCUGGGUGGCAAUUUGAAAGGGGAGAAGAGCCUCCUGUGUUCUGGCCCAGCUCUUCUAUGGUCUGCUGCCACGUCCACUGUGGAUUCAGAUCACUGCUGGCAGUCUGAAGCCCAGAGAUGCCUGUCCCUCCUAGGGGCUGCCUUGGCAGAGAUGCUGCCCAGAGCCCUCAUGAGGGUUAGGGGACUGGCAGUGGGGCACUGCCUGUCCCGGAAUCCUCUGCCCCAUGUCAUCUUGGUGUCCCCAGGCUGCAGACAGGUGGUGUUUGUGGAUGUCUGCACCUCAGGGAGGCAGCUAGAGGGUGCCCCUGAGCAAUUUCCACACAAGUCCAAGAACCUCCCCCAGUCAAAACACACAUCUGGAAUCUGAAAGCUGAGGGAAGGUGUGGAGAAUUUGGGAGCAAGGGAAGUGAGCCAGGCCCAGAGCAGUCACUCCAGGGAAGGCCCACCUGACACCUCCCGCCAGCUGUCUGGAGCCUGCACACCCAGAGGAGCCGUUGGCUGUCAGGCUGGCGCUGGAUCUGGCUUGGGGCUUCAGGCAUCCUGCCUUUUACAACAUCUGCUGCUCCUGCUCAUUGGGACCCAGGGCUAGGAGCCGCUGGGUGUGUGGGAGGCAGACCUCAGCACAGAUGGGCAGCAGGCGAGGGUGCACCUGAGGCUCCAUGUGGCCCAAGUGGUCUCUGGUAGGGACCCUUCAGCCUGCAUCAGCACUGUGCCUACUGGCCAAGGUUUCCAUCUCAGGUCUUUCUUCCCAGUCUGUCCCUCUGUGGGCCUGUGCAGGCGGCCUGGAUUUGGUAAUGAGGCCCACAUCGGAUCUCUUGCAUGCCUCUCGAGCUGCUUCACAUCACACCAGGCUCCUCCCAUCUAGGGGACUGCUGCUGCACCCCAAGAGGAGGCUCUGGCCUGUCUGGGUGUCCCUGAAUGGGGACUGUAAAACGAGGCCAGUCCAUGAUAGCCUGGGGCCUUGAGGAGCUAGUUUGAGUGCUAGCCAAGUUUGCUCUGCUGGGGAAGGGGAUCCUCUCACAAGAGAGCGUGUAAAGGUGUCCUCUCUAGAAUGGAGGUGCAGGUUGUUGCAUGUGCCUUGGGGCAGAAGCUGCAGGUGCCUGGCCCUGUGGGCAGUCCCACUAACAUGUCAUCAUAGUCCCAGGUUGCCCUGGGGCCCCAUCCCAGCCCUGCAUCUCCCUGGGCUCGGUGUGAAGUCAUGGGGCACCUGGGCAGACGCUUCCAGUGGGAGACCCAUUUGUCUCUGCGGCAUAGCGGCUGAAGUGUGCCCUGGUUGGUGGCCUCACUCCACAGCCUGCCCUCGGAGUUAUCUGCUGGGCCCAUGGGUAUUUGACCAUGUCACCCUGGUGUGUGAUGACCUGAGAAUGUGGUGGGUGACACUGGGUGGGGGGCUGGUGUGAUGCUGCUAGAACCCUUUCACCCAUUGUCCGCAAGCUGGAAACUUGCCCUGGAGGAUUAUACAUUCCCUGCCGUGGUGUGGGGACUCCUGUAGCCUGGGAGGUGCUUGGGGACAAAGUCAUCAGCCUCUCCCUAUCCUGUUAACAGCCCAUUGACAAAGGCAGUUAAAGUCACUGACCUUCCAGUGGCCCGUGGUCAGGGUCAUCGUGAGCUCCCCCAUGGGUUUGGCAGUGGGCGAGGAACAUAAAAGUAUACACAGGCUUCUGCUGAAAGCACCCCUGAUCUGCAUGUUUUGGGGGUGUGAGAUCAGCCUGCAACAGUCGGGGCAUGCUGCCUUACUGAGGGGGCUGUGUGCUUGGGAAGUGGCCCCCAGAUGCCAGCUGGCGGAUGAAAUGUCUGAGCGAGACGUAAGGAAGGGGAGUGCCCUCAAGCUGAGGGGUCCAGGGUCCAGGGAUCCCGGCCCAUUGGCCGAAGUGCAGGUUGGGAUUGCUGUGGGGAACCAGAUGGGAGCAGGGCCCUGGGCACAGUUUGGCCCAUGGUUAAGGGUGCCCACAGGUGAGGCCUAACUCCAGUGGUGUAUCCUUGACAGGACUGUGGGCUGGUGGGCAGCAUGCUCUGUGAGGGGCCCUUUCACAUUCAACCACACUGAUGGCAGAGUUCACUGGGUCAGACGGACCCAAUGUACUUUAUAAUAAAGGCUGAAAGUGUCAACUUCACCCUCACCCCUCUUCUAAAGUCUUGUUUGUGUACCUUUGACCCAGUGCUUGGACCUAAGAUGCAUGUUGAAGAAGUGGGGAGGGUAUAAAAGUGGGACAGUACUGCAGAAGGAGCCAUUGUCAUAUGUGCCAGUU
Molecule: messenger RNA, 5099 nt
Organism: Molossus molossus (Pallas's mastiff bat)
Lineage: Eukaryota; Metazoa; Chordata; Mammalia; Chiroptera; Molossidae
Gene: TIGD5
Product: tigger transposable element derived 5
Exons: 1
Coding region: 1-1902 (633 amino acids)
Cellular component (GO): nucleus
Molecular function (GO): DNA binding
Source: RefSeq, a predicted model, not a curated record